UUCCCCAUCGGGCAGCAGUGGUGCAACCAUGGCUGAGGAGCAGCGGGACCUCAUCUCCUCCGAUGGCAGCAGUGGGGUGCUCCCCAUUGGGAACAGCGAGAGAUCCUCGCUCGGCCGCAGAACUGCGCUGUCAGCACUGUCCAUCCUGGUGGCACUGCUGAUCGCCGGCCAGGCUGUCACCAUCUACUAUGUGUACCAGCAGAGCGGGCAGAUCAGCAAGCUGACCAAGACCUCGCAGACCCUGAAGCUGGAGUCGCUGCAGAGGAAGAUGCCUAUCGGCACCCAGCCGGCAAACAAGAUGUCGAUGUCCACGAUGAACAUGCCUAUGGCCAUGAAGGUGCUGCCUCUUGCUCCCUCUGUUGGUGACAUGCCCAUGGAGGCCAUGAAACCCCGCAGCAACAAGACUGAGGAUCAAAUCAGGCACCUGCUGCUGAAAUCAGACCCCAGGAAGACAUUCCCAGACCUGAAGGAUGACAUGCUGGGCAACCUGAAGCGUCUGAAGAAGACCAUGAGUGCUAUGGACUGGCAGGAUUUUGAGACCUGGAUGCACAAGUGGCUGCUCUUUGAAAUGGCCAAAGGCCCCAAGAUGGAGGAGCAGAAUACAAUCCCAGCGGAGAAAGUGCAAACUAAGUGCCAGGCAGAGGCCAGUUUCGGUGGUGUCCAUCCGGGUCGCUUCCGCCCUGAGUGCGAUGAGAACGGUGACUACCUGCCCAAGCAGUGCUAUGCCAGCACGGGCUACUGCUGGUGCUGCUACAAAAAUGGCACCAGGAUUGAGGGCACUGCCACCCGGGGACAGCUGGACUGCUCGGCGCCUGCGCCGACACAGCCCCCCUCGGCAGAGCCCGAGGAGGUGAUCUUCUCUGGGGUGGACAUGGUGAAAGCCAAGUAGAAGAAGAUGCCUGUGGAUGCCCAUCCAGCCUUCAGCAUCUCGGUCCACCUUUUUUUGCUCCAUUUUUCUGCUCUUACCUUGCUUUCCUGAAGACAAUUAGAGCACUCCUGCCCUGACCUCAGUUACAUCCCUUCCCCUACUGCAGGACAGGACCUGGGGUUGACCAUAGUUGACUGGGGUUGCUCCCUCCCCACACAGCAGUGUGACAGCUUUAUUUACUGACCUAAGAGGGUAGAGCUGGCAUUCCAGCUCUGGCAGCCCCAGUCAUUUUUGCUAAUGGGAUGUGAGCUGCAACACUGGCACAGUGUGAAGGAUACCACCUGGUUCCCAGCCUUCUCCUGUCCCCGAAGACACCUCUCCCAGCACCCGCAGCAGCGAUGCAGAGACCACCCCUGCUGAAGAACGAGCCAUUAAUGCUUUCUUUCACUGAACACACAUUAAAAGCAGCAAAACAAACUCCCCGAGCUUAACUGACCCCUGUGUAGGUUGAAGCCCUGUUAAGAGUAAUAAACCUUCCUUUAUCUUU
Molecule: messenger RNA, 1415 nt
Organism: Gallus gallus (chicken)
Lineage: Eukaryota; Metazoa; Chordata; Aves; Galliformes; Phasianidae
Gene: CD74
Product: CD74 molecule
Exons: 9
Coding region: 29-889 (286 amino acids)
Biological process (GO): negative regulation of DNA damage response, signal transduction by p53 class mediator; protein trimerization; positive regulation of type 2 immune response
Cellular component (GO): cytoplasm; membrane; cell surface
Molecular function (GO): macrophage migration inhibitory factor binding; cytokine receptor activity; MHC class II protein binding
Source: RefSeq, marked provisional